GGAGGAGCAACGGUUGGCUUUUCAAAGGUUGGAGGAACAACGGGCGGCCGACUUGCAACGAUACGAGGAAGACUACCGGAGGAUGUAUGGGCCGACAUAUUCUUACAUGUCCCAACUUGGCGGGUUUGCAUCUAUGGCCUCACCACCACCGGCACCUUCUUGGUAUAACCCCUCCGAUUGGGGUAAUUUUGGCGGCUCUAGUUCCGGCAUGGGUGGUUAUGAUGGCGGGGACACUACCAUGGGCGAGGGAGGAGGUGAUGACAUGCAUGGGAGCGGCUUUGGCGGAGGCUACUAUGGUGGCGAGGGCGGGCACUAGGGAUAGUGCCAUGCUUCAAGUGUGGGGGAGGAAGAUUUCUCUUUUGGACACCAUCUCUUGAAGAAGAAGAAGAAGAAGAAGAAGGAGAGAAGAUGAGAAAAAGAAGAAAUAGGAAGCAUAGAAGACCGUUAAACCCAAGGAAAUGUUGUUUUGUAACUUCAUUCACUAUACUUGGUGGUUUUAGUUUCUUAUUUCUUCCUCUCUAUGCACUCAUGAUCUUGUGAUA
Messenger RNA from Cuscuta epithymum, 542 nucleotides. Lineage: Eukaryota; Viridiplantae; Streptophyta; Magnoliopsida; Solanales; Convolvulaceae. The record is from the annotation of a GenBank genome assembly.